Molecule: messenger RNA, 2319 nt
Organism: Synchiropus splendidus (mandarinfish)
Lineage: Eukaryota; Metazoa; Chordata; Actinopteri; Syngnathiformes; Callionymidae
Gene: rbm38
Product: RNA binding motif protein 38
Exons: 4
Coding region: 226-981 (251 amino acids)
Cellular component (GO): cytosol
Molecular function (GO): RNA binding
Source: RefSeq, a predicted model, not a curated record
CGCAUGAAACCGCCCCCUUUAAGCUGCUAGACUUUGCCCCCUUUUUUCUGGGAUGCGAGAAGCGCUUGUGAAACACCUGUCAGCGACUGAGAACCCCCCAAAAACCACAUCGAGGAUAAGGUUAUGACGGACGGGACUAGAUUUUCCUCAUGAAUCACUCCGCCGUGGCUUAAAGUUGCAGCUCUUCUUCGACGCGGUUUUUUAUUUUUUAUUUUUUUUUUGGUCAUGACUUCGCCGCUGUUUCUGGGUCACCUGGCCGGGGUUCCGUUAGAGAUCAUGAACCCCGCCAGCGACAAGGACACCACCUACACGAAGAUAUUUGUGGGGGGCCUGCCGUACCACACCGACGACGCGUCUCUGCGGAAAUAUUUCGAGAGUUUCGGGGACAUCGACGAGGCGGUGGUGAUCAUCGACAAGCAGACCGGCAAGUCCCGAGGAUACGGCUUCGUGACCAUGGUGGACAGAGCGGCAGCAGAGCAGGCGUGCAAAGACGCCAACCCCAUUAUCGACGGCAGGAAAGCCAAUGUAAACCUGGCCUAUUUAGGAGCCAAACCUCGCAGCACACCGACUGCUCUCUCUGUUGGAGUUCAGCAAGUCCAGCCGUCCUGGGCUCAGAGGCAGUACGGGCUGAUCCAGCAGUACGUCAUCCCUCAAACUUUCCUCCAGCCCAGUCUGGUUCUGCAGUCCCAGCUGGGUCCAGCAGUGGCAGCACUGGCCUCCCCUUACCUGGACUACAGCUCUGCCUACAGCCACUACACCCCCACUGGACUGGAGCAGUACACCUGCACCCCCUCACCAUCACCUUCUGGUGGCUACCUCGGCUACAGUUACUCCCCAGGAUGCGCAGCGCCCGCUCUGACCACGUCGCCAACCCCCCCAACCGCCCUCCAUCCUCCUCUUGCUGCUCUGACCACUGCGUCGGUCACGCCACCACACGCCUUCUUCCACUACCCUCUCCACUCCCCCGAUCGCCUGCAGUGAUUGAUGAGUCAAAGCAGCGUGACCUCCUGACCUGUGACAUCAUCAAGAUGAGACAGGAUAAAGAGAUAUCAUCAAAGGGCUUGAGGCGGGAACAUUGUUUUUUAUGUUGGUCAACUCCACGUUCUACUGGUUUCUCAGUGUUUGAUGUGAAUGUUCUCUGGAGUUGAUGUUCAACCGUCACGGCUGGAAGCGUUGUGACUCAUGGACACGAAGAGACAAUGUGUUUGACAUGAUGCUGCUGCAGCACUUUUCUUUUUUAGAGGCACUGAGGCCUGUAGGUUUGCCAAGGAAAGACAGCGCUCCACUCCUUUUCCCUUCAAGAUCUCAGUUCCAUGUGGACGUGAAAUGUCCACAUCUGGUGUUGGAACUCUAACAUCAUGCUGCCUUUUUUGUUACGUUGAUAAUCAGAGAAGUGGAGCGUCGAUAAGAGACACUUUGUAUGGUCACAUUCCAAAUUUAAAAUGCUCCAAAAGCUGUUUUUUCUUCUCUUUUAUUUUUAUGUUAUUUUUUUAUUUAACAAAUGAAGAGGUAGGACAGCAAAUCUCCAACAGUCCACUGUUAACUUUCUGUACCUUACAAUUGCAUGAAGAUCACAAGUGGUUGUAAAGAUAACUCUAUUUAUUUUAAUUUGUCUGCCUCAUCGUGUGAGAGGUUUUGCUUGUGGAGUCUGUGCACUCCACAGAUAAACCUGAAGGUAAUCCGUACUGAAAAAUCCCCAUCGGAGGGAGAAGAAGACUACAAUUUCAACUGAAAAAAACAAAUCUAAAUACAGAGACAACCUGAUAUAUGGACCGGGUAUUAAUCGUCAAUAAAAAUGGAGAAAAAAAACCCAAAAAGUAAGUAAUUCACCUGAUUUUCUUUACUAUUAUUUUCAAGAAUAAACCAAUUUGGAAGUACUUCUCCCUUUUAUUUAACCAAAUUCACUAAGGGAGGAUCUGGAACAGCCUUUGAUUCUGAUCAAAGCAGUUCACUUUGCUAGGAGAAGAAGAAACAUGUUCUUAUAGUUCUACAGUUAUACAGCGAAAGAUUUAAAGUUCGAUUGAUCAGGUUCGACUUGUUCCUACAUAUCAUGUCAAAUGUGGAAUUGCUGCUGAAUGUGUGUGUGUGAGACACAUGCUGUCGCUCUGUGUGAGAGACAGCGAGAGAUUUAUGGACACAGUUGACAUCCGUGUCAGGACCAAGCUCGUCCUGCAGUCUAUUGUGCCCCUCAGACUCGUGUCUUUGUUUAUCUCAGCUGCAGAACAAGAAGCUGAGGCAAAGAGGCUCUCGGUUGGUGUCUUAAAACUAAGCCAUAUGCCAACGUACGAUAUGCAAAGUGAAGUUUAAUAAAAAAAUGUU